Staurois parvus is the source of this 351-nucleotide messenger RNA. The record is from the annotation of a GenBank genome assembly. Lineage: Eukaryota; Metazoa; Chordata; Amphibia; Anura; Ranidae.
AUGAUCACAAGGACAAUCUGCCCAGAAGGAGCCUAUCAGGUUCGACUAUGCAAAGAUGGGACGUGGAGCACAGUCCUCGUGGAUGACAUGCUGCCCUGCGAUGAAGCUGGAUACCUGCUCUUCUCCCAGGCCCAAAGGAAGCAGCUGUGGGUGGCUCUGAUAGAGAAGGCCCUAGCAAAGCUCCAUGGAUCUUACUUCGCCCUCCAGGCUGGCAGAGCCAUUGAGGGGUUGGCCACACUCACUGGAGCUCCAUGUGAAAGUCUAAUGCUUCAGGUUAGCUCUACUAACCCUCGAGAGGAGACCGUGGACACAGACCUCAUCUGGGCCAAAAUGCUAAGUUCUAAAGAAGCC